CAAACUUCCAAACCCAACAGGCCAACAGCCAAACCGCCCAUUUACAACUACUUUAUUUUUUCUUUUAAUUUUUUAAGGUUUCGUCACUAAGAAAAAGACUUAUCUUUAUCGUUCUAAAAAAUAUUUCUCGAGUCUUAAACUUCACAGUUGACACAAGUCUGAUACGGAUACAAAUCUCAGAUCAAAAUCUAAAACUGAGAGACAAACAAAGAGGAAAAGAUAAAGAAGUGAAGAAAAAAUGGCGACGACAGCGAGGGUAAGCUCUGGCCUGGCGUACCCGGAACGAUUCUACGCGGCAGCUUCUUACGUUGGCUUCGACGGAUCUCCCAAUUCCAACAACAAAGACAUCGGCUCCAGGUUCUCCAACGACGUCGCUUUGAUCCUCUACGCCUUAUACCAGCAGGCUACCGUAGGUCCUUGUAAUGUUCCGAAACCGAGUUCAUGGAGUCCUGUCGAACAAGGCAAAUGGAAAAGCUGGCAGCAGCUUGGAAACAUGGUUUCUACAGAAGCUAUGCGUCUCUUUGUGAAAAUAUUGGAGGAAGAAGAACCGGGAUGGUAUUCAAGGGCAUCUAACUCUGUUUUGGAGCCUGUUAUAGAUGUACAAAUGAAUCAUAAUUCAAAUGUUGAGCCUAUCAUUGAGAAUGGAAAUUAUUUUGUUGAGACAAAGACAAUUUCUGCUGAAAAUGGAAGCCUGAUGGAAACUCAAGAUAAAGAUGUUGUAUUGGAAGGCCUUGGUUCAGUUGUCGUAUAUGAUCAAUGGAUUUCACCUCCAAUAACCGGCCAAUGUCCCAAAGCCCGAUACGAGCAUGGAGCAGCAGUUGUUCAGGACAAGAUGUAUAUAUAUGGUGGAAACCACAAUGGCCGUUACCUGAGUGACCUUCAUGUUCUAGAUUUGAGAUGUUGGACUUGGUUAAACGUUGAAGCUACGAUUGGAUCCAAUUCAGUGGAAUCACCAUCUCCAUUAAAUAUAGCCCCAUGUGCUGGUCAUUCAUUGAUACCUUGGGAGAACAAGCUUCUUUCAAUUGCUGGCCAUACAAAGGAUCCUUCUGAAACUAUCCAGGUGAAGGCGUUUGAUCUGCAAACUUGUACGUGGUCAAUGUUGAAGACUUAUGGCAAGGCACCGGUCUCUCGCGGAGGUCAAUCUGUGACCCUUGUUGGAACAACCUUAGUGAUAUUUGGUGGACAGGAUGCAAAGCGAACACUCUUGAAUGAUCUACAUAUACUUGACCUUGAAACGAUGACCUGGGAUGAAAUUGAUGCUGUGGGGGUGCCUCCAUCACCGCGAUCUGAUCAUGCUGCUGCGGUACAUGCAGAGCGUUACCUUCUUUUUUUUGGUGGGGGUUCACAUGCUACUUGCUUCAAUGAUUUGCAUGUCCUUGAUUUGCAAGCUAUGGAAUGGUCAAGACCUACACAACAAGGUGAAAUACCAACUCCUAGGGCUGGUCAUGCAGGUGUGACUGUUGGGGAGAACUGGUUUAUUGUUGGCGGUGGAGACAAUAAAAGCGGGGCAUCAGAAACUGUUGUCCUUAACAUGUCAACCCUCGUUUGGUCAGUUGUGACAUCAGUUGAAGGACGUGUUCCUCUUGCCAGUGAGGGCUUGAGUCUGGUUGUGGGCUCCUUCAAUGGUGAAGAUAUACUUAUAUCUUUUGGCGGAUAUAAUGGGCGUUAUAACAGUGAGGUUAAUGUUCUUAAGCCAAGUCACAAGUCAACCUUGCAAUCUAAGAUAUUGGAGGAUCCUGUUCCUGAUAGUGUUUAUGCCGUGCAUAAUACAACAAAUCCUACCAGAGAUUUGGAGUCUGAGUUUGAUGUUAGUCAAGAAGGAAAAAUACGAGAAAUUGGUAUGGAUAAUGUCGACACAGAGCCCACGAAAUCCAAAGGUGAGGAGAUAAGUGAGUGCAUGAUAGCAACACUCAAGGCAGGGAAGGAAGAACUAGAAUCAUCACUCAACAAGGAGAAAUUGCAGUCUCUCCAGCUAAAGCAAGAACUAGAAGAAGCUGAGACUCGAAACACAGAUUUGUACAAGGAGCUCCAAUCUGUACGUGGUCAACUUGCUGCUGAGCAGUCAAGAAGUUUCAAAUUAGAGGUUGAUGUUGCAGAACUGCGACAGAAGCUUCAGACGAUGGAAACACUACGAAAGGAACUUGAGCUCCUGCAGCGGCAAAAAGCCGCAUCUGAACAAGCUGCCUUGAAUGCAAGGCAGAGGCAAGGCUCAGGUGGUGUAUGGGGUUGGUUUGCAGGGACCCCUCCACAAAAUGCUGACGAUGCCUGAAAUUCAUGAAAAAAGCCGAAUUAGAAAUAGUAAUUUCUAGAUUUAUUCAAAUUUAUCAAUUUUUGGGUCAAAUUUUUUUUGGUUCAACUUAGCCGGGUUCUUUCUAUGAUGGGAAUAAGAUAUCUAAGUGAACCCCUUUGCGGGGUUUUUGCAUGAAUACAUCGUCUCGAUAGUUUAUAGUUUCAGCUUCUAUAGUUACAUAUGCCUGUUUAUGCA
Durio zibethinus is the source of this 2485-nucleotide messenger RNA. Its product is annotated as acyl-CoA-binding domain-containing protein 4-like. Lineage: Eukaryota; Viridiplantae; Streptophyta; Magnoliopsida; Malvales; Malvaceae. Gene Ontology annotation, molecular function: protein binding; fatty-acyl-CoA binding. The record is from RefSeq and is a predicted model, not a curated record. Gene Ontology annotation, cellular component: cytosol. Gene Ontology annotation, biological process: lipid transport.